CCGAGCGCGCCGAGCCGCUCCGAGCAUGGCGGCGCCCACGCAGAACCUGGCCGUGGUCGUGCACCGAGCCGGCGACCUGCGCCUGGAAAAUCGUCCCAUCCCAGAGCCAGGUCCCAAUGAAGUCCUGCUGCGGAUGCAUUCCGUUGGGAUCUGCGGGUCUGACGUUCACUACUGGCAGCAUGGGCGGAUUGGGGAUUUUGUUGUAAAGGCUCCCAUGGUGUUGGGGCAUGAAGCUGCUGGGACCGUUGUCAAAGUGGGAGCAGGAGUAACUCAUCUGCAGCCAGGUGAUCGAGUGGCCAUUGAACCGGGCGUUCCAAGGGAAAUAGAUGAGUACUGCAAAGUUGGACGCUACAACCUCUCUCCAAGCAUCUUCUUCUGUGCGACGCCUCCUGAUGAUGGGAACUUGUGCCGCUUCUACAAACACAGUGCCAGCUUCUGCUACAAGCUUCCGGAUAACGUCACCUUUGAAGAAGGGGCCCUGAUUGAGCCCCUUUCCGUGGGAAUCCAUGCCUGCCGAAGAGCUGGGGUCACUCUGGGAAGCAAAGUCUUCGUGUCUGGCUCUGGACCAAUUGGCCUUGUUAAUGUGAUUGUUGCUAAGAUGAUGGGUGCAGCAGUCGUGAUAGUUACAGAUUUAUCUGCCUCUCGCCUGCAGAAAGCCAAGGAGGUAGGGGCAGAUAACAUCCUUCAGGUAAAGAAUGAGACCCCACAGGAGGUGGCCUCCAAAAUAAAAAGUCUGCUUGGCUGCAUGCCCGACAUAACUGUGGAGUGUACGGGAGUAGAAGCCUGCAUCCAGGCUGGCAUUUAUGCCACUCGUUCUGGCGGGACCUUGGUGCUGGUGGGACUGGGGCCUGAAAUGGUCACCGUGCCCAUCGUGAACGCCGCUGUGCGGGAGGUGGAUAUCAAGGGAAUAUUCCGCUACUGCAACACGUGGCCCAUGGCAAUUGCUCUUCUUGCGUCCAAGCGCAUAAACGUCAAGCCCUUGGUUACACACCGCUUCCCCCUGGAAAAGGCUCUGGAAGCAUUUGAGACCACUAAGAGGGGUGAGGGAAUAAAAGUCAUGCUGAAGUGUGACCCCAGUGACCACAACCCCUGAGAUGCAGCAGUGCCGGCCCUCUCCCCAGUUAACACUGCCUGUACGUGACUUGAUGGAAGAGGCCAUGGGAAGCUGACCUAUGGCUGUUGCAUGUUCUCAUGGUCACUUCAGGCAGACACUUGUUUGUAAUAGAGUUCUACAAUCAAAUUAGAAUCAGGGUGAAGAAGCACUGAGGGAUAUUUGCAGCCAACCAUUUGGAAGAACCAACAGGAAAUAGUUUGAGGCAAAAUGCUGCUCUUUGGUUAGACACCUUGAUUGCCACACAAGGCUCUUCCCAGCAGACCAUGUGCUCUGAAGAGCUGGAGUUCUUCUACGGGCAGAGCGCUUCCCUUGUGCGUGCUCCCAGAGGCACCCUUGUGGUCCUGCGGGUUUGUCUGGGCACAGAUGGUAGGAGGACGUUGCCUGUGUCACAGACAUAAAAGAGCCUUGAAUUCGGAACCUUGCUGCCCUGAGAUUUUGCUUAACACUACUCUUCCCACAUACAAAUCCCUGGGUCCAGGAUACCUGUACUUGAAUAUUCUGCCUACCAGUGGCACAUGUCCUUGAGGAUGCUCAGGGAUUUUAAUAGCCUGUGGAACAAAGUCUGAUGAGCCCAUUUCCAUGGAAAGUAUCCUUAGGUUCAAUUGAUUCCCUCCAUGCUCUUUGCAAAUGGCUGUGGAAUACACUGCAGGCCCACAGUGCAGAGCUUAAGGCUGGUUGGGCUGUGUUGGCCAUGCCCCCACUGCCACUCCCAAUGGGACAGAAUGGACUGUUGCAGAGCUGACUGGAGUGUGCUUGCAGCAGAACUGCCCUGUCUCCAUCUGGGAGGGCAGAGUGGCCGAUCUUGACUUGGGUGACCCGUAGGUACAGUUGGCCAUGGCCCUCAAGAUGGCCUGCUGGGAAGGGUGCAGGUUUUGUUGGUGUGUAGGGAUGGAUGGG
Nothoprocta perdicaria is the source of this 2011-nucleotide messenger RNA. RefSeq names its product sorbitol dehydrogenase (gene SORD). Gene Ontology annotation, molecular function: L-iditol 2-dehydrogenase (NAD+) activity; zinc ion binding. Gene Ontology annotation, biological process: D-sorbitol catabolic process. NCBI's taxonomy places the organism in Eukaryota, Metazoa, Chordata, Aves, Tinamiformes, Tinamidae. The coding region runs from base 26 to 1093 and encodes 355 amino acids. The record is from RefSeq and is a predicted model, not a curated record. The transcript has 9 exons.